AUGAAGAAGUAAAUAACAAGGAUCAGCUUUCUCAUUGGGCUCUUAGGAUGCUCAUACGUACGAGGUGCCACUAUCAAAUCAGGAUAAGGAUUCCUCUAAGACUAAAAGAACCUAGCUUAGACUGGAGCUGGAUGCUGUGUAGCCGAAGUUUUAUAAUUUGGAGGAGCAGACUCAAGCGUUGGUGAACUCAAAUAAGGUUCCAUUUAAUCCAAUAGUGCCGAAGUCGUUGUUGGAGUUGGUUCACUCGAAGAUACAUAUCAUGAUCAUAGAUGUAAUGACUAUCAUGGCAAAAGAUAUUGUGAUAGAACUGAUGAAUGCGAUGCUUCAUAAGGAUGUGGCAUGCGCAAGAAGACUAUAAUCAUUGAGGGAGAUAUUGUCUACAGAGACAGAAUAGCUAGAGUUGAAAAUGGAACAGCUAAUGAGUGGACUGAAGGUUGUGAAGAAGUCUCUACCAACUCCAAGAGUUCAUUCGCUACUCUUGAAGCACCUCAAGCCUGUGUUGAGGCAUCAGUCUGUCCAUCAGAAUGA
This is a messenger RNA of Stylonychia lemnae, 528 nucleotides long. The record is from the annotation of a GenBank genome assembly. NCBI's taxonomy places the organism in Eukaryota, Ciliophora, Spirotrichea, Sporadotrichida, Oxytrichidae.